Molecule: messenger RNA, 6500 nt
Organism: Haplochromis burtoni (Burton's mouthbrooder)
Lineage: Eukaryota; Metazoa; Chordata; Actinopteri; Cichliformes; Cichlidae
Gene: gucy2f
Product: guanylate cyclase 2F, retinal
Exons: 18
Coding region: 1095-4421 (1108 amino acids)
Biological process (GO): cGMP biosynthetic process; intracellular signal transduction; receptor guanylyl cyclase signaling pathway
Molecular function (GO): guanylate cyclase activity; peptide receptor activity; ATP binding
Source: RefSeq, a predicted model, not a curated record
UCAUAGAAGACCGAAAAAAGACUGACGCAGGCAGAAUUCGUGAGACCUGCAGGGAAAGCCCUUGUUAACUCUAAUUACUCCCACUUCGCCAGAGUUCAAAUUCAUUUAAUCCAAGCUGCACCGUGCGCACAUUAGGCCAAUUAAAGCGCUGUUCACUUGCCUCGGUGCACCUUGGCUGAGUUGUCUUGAUAAUGACCCGUUUGCUUGCUAAAUGUUUGUCUCUGUGUGCACACGGAGGACCUUCUUUUUCUCUUUUAUACGAAGAAUGAGGAAAAAUGAAUUUGUUAUUACACUUCUAGGCAAAAAGGCCUAACCUGGACCACAGCAAGGCUUUCAGAGUGCGCUAAGGCCUGCUGUCAAUCCUCUUAUAUUGUGCCUCACUGAAAAUGGAUUAGUGAGUAACACUGGUCCCGGGUCACUUUGGAGGGAUUUGAUUGAUUGGGCCUGUAGCUGAUACUGACCUCCUAUACUAACAUACUAAAUCAUUUCCCCUUUAAAUUAUUACAAAACCAAAGAGUUGUAGUGUUUGGGGGAGGGAAAUUGCGCUUUAUUUUUUAUUUUUUAUCGAAAGGAGGAGUGCAGGAUUUAAAAAAAAACGUCGAUCUGGAAUAUAUCUAAUUUUCUUUUCACAUUUACACGCUAAAGAAAAAAGACACGAGUGGGUUUGCGUCCUUUUUUAAGAGACAUGUUGCCUGUGAACAGAGCUGUUUGUGGAAACGCGCAGGAGCCCUCAGAGACGCUGACUGCAGGACGUAAGUAGCUCUCCAGGGUGCUAAAGUUGUCUCCACACCCCCCAUCUAGGCGCUUUUCGUGACACUUUCAGCCCGUAAUCCCCACACGAUGACCGGCCUGUGUCUUCAUCAGAGCGACACCGGGGCGAACAGGUAAAGGUAUCGGGGAUGGUUAGUUGGCGAGUGUGUGUGAAGACAGAACAAAGAAAAAAGAAAAGAAAGAACGCAGAUCCGAGUGGGUAUCUGUAAGAUUGUCUCAUCGGACCCUGUCCUGAUGCCGUUACAGACAUGUGGUGUCAGAGGUGUGACUGAUAACUGAUAGUGAACGCAAGGCUUCACUAUCUUGGUCACCGUGGGAGGACAAUGCAACAUAUUGCUCCAAAUUUCAGAUGGCCGCUGUGGGAGUCCAGCCAUUCGUGUGUGCCCGUAAUUAAAAACAGACACACCUUACCGGCUCUGCCCUUUUACAACUUUCUGUUAUGGGUCCUGCUGGGAGUGCUGACGUUCCCUUGCUGCGUCCGCUGUUUGAUAUUCAAAGUGGGGGUCCUGGGGCCCUGGAACUGCGACCCUGUUUUUUACAAGGCCCUGCCUGCUGCGGCGGCCAGGCUCGCCGUGAGCAGGAUAAACGGGGACGCCGCUCUAGAUCUGGGCCUGAAAAUGGACUUCAUCAUCGUCCAAGAGCCGUGCGAAACCUCGAAAGCGCUCACGGCAUAUAUUUACUACGAGGGCAUAGCAGACGGACUCGUUGGCCCCACCAACCCCGGAUACUGUGUCGCAGCGUCUCUGCUCGCCAGGAACUGGCACAAGGCUCUCUUCUCAUAUGGUUGUGUCGCCUACGAGCUGGAGAGCGCCACGGCAUACCCAACUUUUACCAGGACAGUGCCGUUUCCCACCGACGUGUUGUUCGUAGUGUUGAAACACUUCAGAUGGGCCAGCGUCCUGGUAGUGUCAUCCAAUGAGGACAUCUGGAUUGACACGGCUGUGAGGGUUGCUUCUGCUCUCAGGAGCAAGGGGCUUCCCGUUAGACUCGUCGGAUCUAUGGGCGUGAAUGAGACGGAGGUGGAGAGCACGAUGAGGAAGAUCCAGGAUGCAGGAGGUGUCAGGGUCAUCGUUAUGUGCAUGCACUCAGUCUUGGUUGGAGGUCAGCAGCAAGCUACUUUCCUCCUCACAGCACGCAAGAUGGGUCUGACUUCAGGGAAGUAUGUGUUUGUGCCCUACGACGCUCUGCUCUACAGCGUGCCCUAUAUGAACGUCUCCUACCUCCCUCUGCAAAACAGCAGCAACCUGAGAGAGGCCUACGACGCCGUGCUCACUAUCACAGUGGCCUCGGAGCCACUGUCCUUCAACGAGGCAUUUGCUGCGGCCAAGAGGAACAAAGAAGUGACGCUGCCCAUGGAGCCAGAGCAGGUUCAUCCGCUGUUUGGGACCAUCUAUAACAGCAUCUACCUGCUGGCCAAGUCCAUCCAAAAUGUCAGGAAAGCAGGCAUGCAGCUGUCAGGGUCGAACUUGGCCUAUUUCAAGCGGAACAUCACUUUUAAUGGCUUCAACCAGGAGGUCAAAGUGGACACCUCUGGGAGUGUUAAGACCAACUACAUCAUCCUGGACUCUGACAACAGGGGCAGCAAGCUGUACCAGACCUAUGUAGUGGACCUAACAUCAGGGGCACUCCGUUUUGCAGGGAGGUCCAUAAAUUUCCCCGGAGGGUCCCCUCCUCCCUCUGACUCCAGCUGCUGGUUUGACCAAGGCACCAUCUGCACAGGAGGUGUGGAGGUCACCUACAUCAUAAUAGCGUUAGCAGUCAUCUUCUCCCUGGCUGUUGCGGGGCUCACAGUAAUUCUCUAUAUAAGGAGGAGACUUCAUCAGAUCCAGCUGGUCAGAGGUCCCAAUCGGAUCCUCCUGACCUUAGAGGAUCUCACUUUUAUCAACCCUCAGCUUAGCAAAAAGAAAAUCACUUUAGAAGAUCUGAGCGAGUCCAGGAGCGCUCUGGAGGAGAAAUCUGCAGACCCCUCACACUCUGUGAAUAGCAUGCAAACAGAAACUCAUGAGACCACUAAUGUAGCUGUGUACGAGGGUGACUGGGUUUGGCUGAAGAAAUUCGAAGAGGGCCACUUCAAGGAAGUAAAACAAAGCACCUCCAGGAUUUUCAUGAAGAUGAAGGACCUGAGAAACGAGAACGUAAAUCCGUUCCUGGGCUUCUUUCUGGACUGCUCCAUGUUUGCGAUGGUGACGGAGCACUGCUCGAGGGGCAGUCUGCAGGACCUGCUGAGGAACGAGGACGUUAAACUAGACUGGAUGUUCAAGUCCUCCCUCAUGCUCGAUCUCAUCAAGGGUAUAAAAUAUCUUCACCACAGGGACUUCCCCCACGGCAGGCUAAAAUCCCGAAACUGUGUGGUAGACGGCCGUUUUGUCCUCAAGAUUACUGACUAUGGCUUCAAUGAGCUGCUGGAGUCUCAGAAAGCUCCUUUAGAAGAGCCCCCACCUGAAGAUCUGUUUUGGACAGCACCAGAGUUUCUACGCGACCUUGCCAAUUCUCGCAAAGGGACAUUUAAGGGAGAUGUGUACGGUUUUUCUAUCAUUCUUCAAGAGGUGGUGGUGAGAGGGCCACCGUACUGUAUGCUGGGACUGCCACCCGAAGAGAUUAUCCGUAAGGUGAAAAAACCUCCUCCUAUGUGCCGUCCUACUGUGGCUCCAGACCAGGCUCCGCUUGAAUGCAUCCAGCUGAUGAAGCAGUGCUGGAGCGAACAGCCUGACCGCAGACCGACCUUUGAUGAGAUCUUUGACCGGUUCAAGCUAAUCAACAAGGGUAAGAAGACCAAUAUCAUCGACUCCAUGCUGAGGAUGCUGGAGCAGUACAGCUCCAACCUUGAGGAUCUCAUCAGAGAGAGAACAGAGGAGCUGGAAGUGGAAAAGCAGAGAACGGAGAAGCUGCUGUCUGAAAUGCUUCCACCUUCUGUGGCAGAGGCCCUGAAAACUGGUGCCACAGUGGAGCCAGAGUUCUUUGAUCAGGUGACAAUCUACUUCAGCGACAUUGUGGGUUUCACCACCAUCUCCUCGCUCAGUGAUCCCAUUGAGGUGGUCGACCUCCUGAAUGACCUCUACACACUAUUCGAUGCUGUGCUCUCUAACCAUGAUGUCUAUAAGGUGGAGACCAUCGGUGAUGCUUACAUGGUAGCAUCAGGCCUGCCUAAGAAAAAUGGCAACAAGCACGCUGCUGAGAUCGCCAACAUGUCUUUGAACAUCCUCAGCUCAGUGGGAACCUUCCAUAUGCGACACAUGCCGGACGUGCCCGUCAGGAUACGAAUAGGAAUCCACUCAGGGCCCUGCGUUGCAGGCGUGGUGGGUCUGACUAUGCCUCGGUAUUGCCUUUUUGGAGACACCGUGAACACUGCCUCUCGUAUGGAAUCCACUGGCCUGCCUUAUAGAAUCCAUGUAAAUAUGAGCACAGUGAAGAUCCUCCGCUCUCUUAACGAUGGUUAUAAAAUAGAAGUCCGAGGAAAGACAGAGCUUAAGGUAACACUUUGGGAAGGACUUACUUAUUUACUAAAAGACUGCACAGCUCUGAGUUGUUCUUUUUGUUGCAGGGUAAAGGUAUUGAGGAGACAUACUGGCUUGUGGGGAAAACCAACUUUACAAAGCCUUUGCCAAAACCACCAGAGAUUAAACCAGGGGACAACUGGCAAGAGAUGGUGACAGAGGAGAUCAAGACUCAUUUCCGCAAGGCCAACAGGCAGGUGGACAAAAAGUUGUGAAGGCAAGGAAGAGAAGGAGAAAUGUGGAGCAAGCAAAACUAGAGGAGAGGAAAGGAGAGGAGAAAGCAUCAGGAGGAGUAAGCAUCCAUCCAAAUAGAGACAAAGAGCUGGGAGGGGCACGCAGAGGACAGAGAGCACCACCCAGCUUCUCACUGUGGCUUAAGGCAGACUUCUUUAAGAGGAUUGUCCAUCGACCGGCUAAUCUGCCUGCAGCCAGCGCAGCAAAACACAACGGUGCUAAUGUAAUGAGAGUUACCUGCCUACGUACCUGCUGCCAGAAUCACGGGGAAGGUGCACCACUCCUUCAUGAUGGAUGCACUCGCUCACUCCUCUCUGCACUCACCGGCCACUGCGUGGUCACCUAUUACAGGGCAAUCAGAAGCUCACUUGCUGGAAAAUUUGAGUGCCCCAAACGCCUAUUUCAAAAUGAAAUGUUAUCUUUUUUUCUGGUGAUUUUAUCUGUUUUUAGUUUGUUAUAAAGCUCAUAAUAUAGUUGUCGAGACUGUUACUUAGCUGUGGCUGAAUUCUAAAACUGGUUAGCCAUUCAAAGUUUGAGGCAAAAGCUGCUACUGUAUGAAAAUAACAAGAUGAGAGGAAAAAAAGAAAGGGGUCGAUCAGUUUUUUUUCUACUGUCUUGAAGCACAUGACAAAGUACAUUUAAGCCCAUGCCUACAGUUUUUUUUUCUUGAAAUAUUUAACAAGUAUAAAUAAGGAAAAGUACGACUCAUUUUUAUUUCGGUCAUGAGGAGGAAAAUGGCCACUUCCUUUAGUGAAACAUGUCACUGUUUCUAACGUGCUCAGUGUCAUUUUAACAUCUAUUGUCAGCACUCAAAACUCUAGUUAAAUGAAUCCAGCUUAAUGUUCUGUUUCUGAUGAGGUGCUCAGUAAGACGAUACAAAUAAGAUACAUGUUGAAAAUCUAUAACAGACCCAGUGAAAAAUUCUCAAUGAUGUCAGACAUUUUAAACCUGUAAAGCCUGAAUAAUGAAAAACAUCAAUAAAUAAAACUGGAGAGAUUAUUCAACCUUCCGAUGAAUUAAUAGAAGAUAUUGAAUAUCAGUUUGCAUAUACGAGCUUUAACUUGUAUCAUGUUUAAUACAUAAGGCGUUUUUGUGAAAUUUAUUGCUCACACGCACACUGUAUGUGUGUCGACUGUAUAUACAUCAGGCUUUACGGGGGGGGAAAUCAAAAAUGUAGAGAAAACAUUAUGUUUUUAUUCACAUCGACCAAAAUUCCAACCAAACUUUUAUUAUUAUUUAAUUAUUAUUAACACACGUGAAUUUGUAAUCGUGUGUCAAGUGUCACAUGGUUUCUUUAAAAGAUAAUGGUCCCAUGUAUAUAACCUACACAUAUAUAUCCAGGACAGCAAGGAGUAACAGAUGAACAGCACCACCUUCCGGUUCAAAGUAAAUUAGCAAGUAAAUACAAUGUUAUAUAUAUAUAUAUAUAUAUAUAUAAAACACAAAAUUUUCACAAAAAAAAUUUGGGAAUGAGCGCUGAGCAGAUUUUGGUUUUUUUUUUUUUUGUUUGUUUUGUUUUUUAACCUCUUAUCUACUUCUUUUUAGAUUAAAAAAUAAAGUAAUACAACAAUGCAAGAAAUGUCCCUGUGCACUGUAGUUUCAUUGCGGAUUGCAUAAGGUAAAACCUUUACAAAGUAAAAAACUGAAAUAGAUACAAAAUGUCGUUUAGUAGAAACGUACCUUUUUUUGAUGCAUGUUUUGGACUCAGCCCUAAGUAUGAAGUAAUCUUAUAUUCACGCGCUGAACAAUGAAACAUAUUUUAGCCGAUUAUAAAUUUUGCAAAUUCUCCCACUGAUCACAUCAUGUUAUUUUUGAAAAUAGAAGCAUUAUUCAUGCUCAGUAUACAAAUCAACAGCUAAGUCAGUCAGCAAUAUAUUGUAAUGUAUAUUGUGUAACUUACAUGAUGUUUAUUUGUCUUGUAUAUUAUGUAACUGUAAUGCAAUGUGUAAGAUCUGUGUAAAUAUAAAGUAACUAAAUCACUCAUUUGUAACACCUUAAAAA